CCCCUAAUAAUGGUUGCGCUAAUGGCGGUGAGAAAGCUUCCACCAGAACUAGAAGAAGAGAUACUGGUUCGAGUCCCACCUCGAUCUCUCGUUCGCUUCAGAUCCGUUUGCAAAGGAUGGGACACUCUUUUCAACAAUAAGAGAUUCGUCGACAGAAACUUUGCCUGCGGUCGCCCAGAAAUCUUGUUAAAGACGCAUUCCCAUAUUUAUUCGAUAAGCUUCGAUCUCAACAACGACGACCCAUCUAUAAAGAUUAGUGAUUUAUGUUUUGAUUUACGCGGUCCCCGUUAUGAUCUCAAGGGGACCUGCGAUGGUUACUUGUUCUUGCGCAACUCUGAUCAUGGAGCCGUGGUUCGAAACCCGUUAUUUAAUCGGACUGAACGGAUUGACCCGGAUGCUGGGCGUCCACGUAGCAGCAGUCCGAGCAUGGGUUACGAUGGUAGUAGCACCGAAAAGAGUUACAAGAUUAUUGGGAGUUGCAAGUUUCUUGGGACUAUGACUAAGAUGUUUGAUGAAGUUAUUACGAAGUUGGAUGUCUUCAAAUUUGCAACCAAUGCAUGGAACGUUACAUAUGAUACCAGUCAACGUUCUAAUACUUAUCGCGAAACAAUAGUAGAUGAAUGUAAUGGCAGGGUCUCCCUGAAUGGAAAUUUGUACUGGACAGCUUAUAAAGGUCAUCAGUAUUUCAUCCGAAUGCUCGAUUUUUCGGAAGAGGUAGUAAAGACCUUUUGUACUCUACCGUUUAAGGGAACACAUAGUAGUUCACAUACUCGUGGCCUCGCGAUUUACAAGGGAGAUCGGCUUUCUGUGUUACAACAAUGCGCUGGAGGAAGAGAGGUUAAGAUUUGGGUGACAGAGAAGAAAAUUGGCAAUGGGGAGGACGUGGUGUGGAUUAAGUUCAUGACUAUCUCAAUACCUAAUUUCCCCAUGGUUUGCAACAACACUUCUUCAUGUUUCUUCGUCUAUGGAAAGACCUUCGCUGUGUGUUUUCUUGCCAAGAAACCUAAACAAGCUUGGGUCUAUAUUGUGAGGGGAGAUCUGUGCAAAAAGUUUAAGAUAGAUGAAAUGGCAUCUAAGCAGUUUAAAUCCUGUGUCUAUCUUCCUAGUUUGAUCCCCAUGAAUUUCUCUGAAGGUACUGAACCAAGAAGAAAUGUUUUACAAGUUUGA
This is a messenger RNA of Camelina sativa (false flax), 1167 nucleotides long. The record is from RefSeq and is a predicted model, not a curated record. NCBI's taxonomy places the organism in Eukaryota, Viridiplantae, Streptophyta, Magnoliopsida, Brassicales, Brassicaceae.